Molecule: messenger RNA, 2791 nt
Organism: Anoplopoma fimbria (sablefish)
Lineage: Eukaryota; Metazoa; Chordata; Actinopteri; Perciformes; Anoplopomatidae
Gene: efnb3b
Product: ephrin-B3b
Exons: 5
Coding region: 215-1243 (342 amino acids)
Biological process (GO): axon guidance; ephrin receptor signaling pathway
Cellular component (GO): plasma membrane
Molecular function (GO): ephrin receptor binding
Source: RefSeq, a predicted model, not a curated record
UCCCCUGCACAUUGCAAGAGUCCUCUUUCGGUUCGACCCGGUCCAAUCUGCUGGAUUCGCAGGAUCCAUGCUUUCACUUCACACUUUAACUGCCUCUACCUUAUAAGCCUGGUCGGCUGCAGUCGCACCUCCAUUGUUUUGAGAAAUCUCCACGAUCACAGCAUUGAAUACUCAGAAUAAGCUAAAUAGAAAUAUUGCCCCGUUUUCCUCUGAAAUGGGGCUGCAUCUGCUGGGUGUCAGGGUGGAAAUGGCGUGUCGAAGAAGUGGGAAUGGAUUGGGGAUCCUGCUGAUAUUCUUACUGGAUUUACUGGCGACGACGGCCAGCAAUAUGGAGCCCAUCUACUGGAAUUCCCUGAACGAAAGGUUCAGGGACGAUAAGGGCUACGUUCUGUACCCUCAGAUCGGGGACCGGCUGGACCUCAUCUGCCCUCCGCUGGACAUGGCCAGGUCCACGCCGGAGUACGAGUUCUACAAGCUCUACCUGGUGUCGGUGCGGGAUCAGGCGGACCGCUGCGAGGUGACCGGCCCCCCCAACAUUGUGCUGACCUGCGACGAGCCCACCCGCGAGCGUCGCUUCACCAUCAAGUUCCAGGAGUUCUCGCCCAACCUCUGGGGCCACGAGUUCAAGAGCAUGCACGACUACUACAUCAUCGCUACGUCAGAUGGGACGCGUCAAGGCCUGGAUAGCAUGAGAGGCGGAGUGUGUGCCACGCAAGGCAUGAAGGUGGUCCUGAAAGUGGGACAGAGCCAAUAUGGGCUGCCCCCGAAGAAGGAGCCGCCAGCAGGACGUACCACCAGCAGAAAUCCAGGCGGAGCGGGGAACUCCACCCAGUCCCGGGGAACGAACAGCUUCGGGGGUGAGGGCGGUGGCGAGAACGGGCCCCUUCAGCCCUCCAACAUCGCCCUCAUCGCCGGCGCAGCGGGAGGCUCGGCCUUCCUGCUGCUGGUGACGGCCGUGAUCUGCGUGGUGUGCUACAGGCGGAGGCACGCCAAGCACUCGGACACCCACCACCCGCCGCUGUCGCUGUCCUCACUCACCAGCCCCAAGAGAGGAGGGGGCGGGGGCCUCGGCAGCUCCAACAACAACGGCUCUGAGCCCAGCGACAUCAUCAUCCCCCUGCGGACGUCAGACUCAGCCUACUGCCCGCACUACGAGAAGGUGAGCGGAGACUACGGACACCCCGUCUACAUCGUCCAGGAGAUGCCUCCCCAGAGCCCAGCCAACAUCUACUACAAAGUAUGAGACGGCCGCCGCUCCGGCCGACUGGACACAUCCACCUCCCUCUAACCAUUACCAACCAAUCCCCCGCUCCAAAUGAAGCCACAGCAAAGCUCGCCAUCACAGCUCAAAACCUGAACCCCUCAAUACUACCAGUAUUGUCCCAUAAUGCCCCCACCACCACCCUUCACUGCCCUGACAGCCCGGCCACAGUUGUGUUCCUAGCUGAAUAUCCCUCCCCACCCGAUUCUCACACACUGGGCUACAAAGUGUGUGUUAAGGGCAGAGUCGCACAUUGGUACAUAGCCCUUCUUAACAAGGCCCUCACGAAUGGGCAAGAGCCUCUGAGUGCCCCCUUCUUGUUAACUCAGAGCUGAACCAGACCCACACGUGCUGAAUUGAAGAGUCGUCCCCGUAACGCCAGCGUGUGUUAGUUUGUGUGGCAACACACUUUGUUUCUAGGAGGAUGGACCUGGCGUUGGGACUUGCGAUGUUUUACAAAACAAAAAAAAAGAGAAAUAAUAGGACUACAACAAAAGAAAAACUACACCCUUGAUCCCACUUAGCGCCGGAGAACUCUGAUUCCCAGAGGCCAUACCUGCCUAGCCCACCGGCCCCACCCCUCAGAGCUCCAUCAGCCAACCAGAGACCGGCCCCUGCCACUAACUCACCAAUAGCAUUCUAGUUUGUUUGUGAUUGUUUCUCCUGAGAAAAAUAGGGGCCUCGGACUCACCCAAUCAGCAAGGCCAAGCGGCGGUCACAUGACCCAGGCCUGAGCCUGAGGAGGUCUGACCAAUCGGUGACACUCAGAAUCUUGUAUAUUUUAAUAAUGUGUGUGUGUGUGUGACUGUGCGAGUGUGCAUACACAUUGGAUAAUAAUUAUGGCGCUGCUGCUCCACAUUAGACGUGUGUGUGCGGUUAGUGUGCUUCAGUACAGCCAAUUUUGCAUAUGAGUUUGCAUAUGCGCGCGUGGGGUUCAGUUUGUGUGUGCGUGUGCGCUUUGUGUGUGAGUGACUGUGCGUACGCGUGCGUUCUUUAGACUUGUCUUAAAUACCAAAACACAAAAUAGUGAGCGAAUAUCAAAAAAGUGAAAUUUUUUAUCGCUAUCAACACUUAUAGAUUAUAUAUAUGAAUAUCCAGUAAAUAAUUUCUAGAUGUUUUUUUCUGUUUUCUAUUGUUUUAUUAUUUUUACCCACUCUGUUAAACUACACUUCUGUUGCUAGACAUUUUUUUAUCUGCUGUUUUUGUUUUUCACAACUUAGAACGACCUUGUUUCCUUCCUUUUCCCUUUGCGUUGAUAUUAAUUUAAUCUCUUUUUUUUUUAAUUCUCCCAGCGAACAGAGGUUGUGUCUCUCUUCCUCUCUUCCCUCUCCCAUUCACUCCCUCCCUCCCUUUUUCUCCUCCCCCUCCCACCCCCUCUAGGGUCUCUGAACUCUGUGUAUAUUUUUAUAGCUCCUUGUACUAUGCUGUAGUUUUGAAGUUUAGACCUCGUUUGUGGAAGUGUUGAGGUAGAAACCAUCUAUGAAAGUUUUGUUUUUUUUCAAACGCUUUUUUUGAAACGCAGAAGUGAAA